GUCGCAUUUGUGCCGGUUCCGUAUUCACGACAGUUCGUUUCAUGCGGUCUCGCUGACGCACCACUUCUGCUUUCCUCGCAGUCAAACCUUCUCUUUGACUGUGUUGUUGAAUGGGAAAUGACUCGUCCAAAGCGCAUAAAGCGUCAUCAAAAGGAGGAGUAGCUUCAACUUUGGGUAUUCGUGCUGGUCCUUCACAGAGCACUGUUCAGCGACAUAUUGAGAAUGCGAAGAAAAGUAGAAUCCUACAGUUGAAAGGAUGUGGUUUAAAAGCAAUGCCACAAGCCCUUAAUGAACUCUAUGAAGUUAUAAGAAAUUUGGAAUUGAGUCAGAACAAAAUCAAAGAGCUGCCACCAGAUAUAGGAUCAUUUAGAACUUUGAAACAACUUCAUCUUUCCGAAAAUGUUUUGACCGAGCUACCUGACGAAAUCGGCUCACUUAGCAAUCUUGAGAUAUUGAAUGUUCAGUCGAAUAAGUUGACAGCAGUGCCGGACUCGAUAGUGGGGUGCACAUCAUUGAAAACUCUCAAUCUAUCGGCUAACAAUUUCGCUCAAUUCCCUGUGCCUGUUUGCCAUCUGAUGUCGUUGGAAACGCUCAAUCUUGCUCAAAACACCAUAACGGAACUUCCUGAUGAUAUAAGCUCCAUAAAUGCUUCCGAAGUAAAUCUGAACCAAAAUCGGCUCAAUUUUCUGAAUGCUGAUGCACUGGCUAAGGCCCCUCAUCUCAAGAUUUUGAGGGUUGAAGAGAAUUGUUUAGCGAAGACUGAGUUCACUCCAAAUUUACUUAUACAUUCUACCAUCUCCCCGGUUAUGAAGAGUAUCAGGAACGCUUUACGGCUACUCGACGAAAAAUGUAGCAAUUGUACUCAUAUUCAUGAACUGCUACUUACAUUGAACCAUAUCGCUUGCCAAAUUGACAUCCUAAUUUCUAUAUGUUAUCUUGCUUCCUUGAUCUACUGA
Cylicocyclus nassatus is the source of this 956-nucleotide messenger RNA. The record is from the annotation of a GenBank genome assembly. NCBI's taxonomy places the organism in Eukaryota, Metazoa, Nematoda, Chromadorea, Rhabditida, Strongylidae.